CUUUGCAACGACACUCCCGUAAGCACAGACGUGUCCGCGCCCCCCCGCACCCCCCCAUCCUCCACCGCGACCAGCCGGUCCCCCCGCCCGGCACGGCUCCGCAGCCGCACUGCCGCCCGCUCCCGCCCGCGGCUGCCACCGCGGCUCCGCCACCAACUUUCCGUGCGCGGCGGAACGGAGCGGAGCGGAGGGGAGCGGAGCGGAGCGGAGCAUCCCCCCGGCCCGGGGAUGGCCAUGCUGGGGCCGGCGGUGCGGCUGGCGCUGGGCGCGGGGGAGCUGGUGCCCGCGGCCGCGGGGCUGCCGGGGCGGCUGCUCGCUCUGCUCUGGCCGGCGCUGGCGCUGGCGGCGGCGGCUCUGCUGGUCCUGCGGGGGCUGCGACGCGGACGGGCCGGGCCGGGGCCCCGCCGCCACCGCCGCGCCGCCGGGGACGCGCAGGAGGAGGAAGAGAAGGAGGAGGAUGAGGAUGGGGAUGGGGAUGGCCCCGCGGGGGCCGGCGGCCGGGCGGCCGGGGCGCUGCCGGCGCGGCGAGCAGAGGAACAAAGGCGCCCAGCGCAGGUUCCAGUGAAUGGCCAGCUUAUGACAUCAGCUAACUUCGGAGAGAAAAAGCUCCUGAAGCCUAAGAAGAAGAGGAAAGCCCAGUGCUCAGACAAGGAGCUGCCAAAAGAUCUGCUUUCUGUGGAAAAAGACAAACUGCAAGAGGAGGAAGGAGUUUGGCAGACCAAGAUCAGCAGCCGAGAAAAGAGACACUUAAGGAAGGAGAGGCUGAAACAAAAAGACCCCAGCAGAGCAUCCAUGGGUAGCUCAGCAGUUGAACCAGCCUUUGACUGGGAUGAGAACGGAACAGUGUGGCCACUCACAGAGGACACUGGUUGCAGUGGAAGAGGUGCUCUCAUUGCCAAGGCAGAGUGUGGGACCACGCUGAAGGCCCCAGGAGCCCUACGGGAAGAAUCCGUGCCCUCCCAGUCAGAAGAGGAUGUUUUCUCCAAUGUAGGAACAUGGGAUAUUGCAGAAGUAAAAUCCUGUCCUGUGACCUUUGGGACAUUAUCAGAGUUCUCCAGGGAGUUAGAUAACAUGAAGCAUAAAUCAUCUGAGGACAGUCCUUCCAGAUGCAGUUGGCACAUCAGCUCGACUUUCCUCCCCGCAGACGAUGUAUGGCAGGGGCAGGAUGAUCCUUCAGCCAUUGACCCAGACUCUGACUGGAAGGCUCCCACGGAAGAGUGGGGAAACUGGACAGGAGAUGAGGAGCAUCAGACAGGGGCCGAGAAGGAGAAGGAUUUGCCAAAAGGCAAAGCAGGCAUCCAUUUCUGCCUUUCUGGACUUGAAAGCAAAACGCAGUGGAAGAAGAAGAAAAUUGAAGUGAGGGAAGCAAAGGGUGGAGCUGGACUGAGCCCCAGCAAGGUUUGGAAACAAGAACAGAAGGCGGCUCAAGGGACUUGGUAUCUACAAAACACAGAAGUGAUGCAGUCUGUGCUUCCUUCAAAAAAUCCUUGGAUGUUGCUAAUAACUCACCCAAUAAUGGUGUACCUGGAAAAAAAGAGAGGAGGAAGAGGAAGAAAAUGAAGAAAGAGACUUGAGAAAGCUGUGUGGCUGCCAGAGUGACAUCCCGACAGGGCAGGCGUGCCGAUGAGAUGCAAGGAUUCUGCUUUCUGCGCUGUCGCGCUGAGCCCAGUGUGAGGAGAGGCUCUAGGAGACCUCCCAGCGAGAGGGAGAGGAGAAGAGGAGCAGGGAGCCAGAGUGUGAGUGUGUGAGAGGACAGAGAGGAUGCUGAGCACCAGAGGUGGCGUUGAAAUGGAGCAGCUGUUCGUUAACAAACUGCUGCCCUUCAUUAAAAGCUGUUGAAUGGGGUUUGACUGGUUGCAUUAGGUACUUUCGGUUUUUCACUGUCACGUUGUUUGUCAACUUGUAAUGUUCUAUGCCAUUGUAGAAAUGGUCGGGACGCACCUGACUGUGGUUGUACUUUAGUCCCCUGGAGGAUCCACCAGUGGGUCUGGUCUCCUCUGGCAUUUUUGCAGAGGUGCUUAUCAAGAGGCUACUAAUGUACAGAAGGAAGCACUGUUCAGAGACAAAGGGAGAGUAACAUGGAUUGUUCUCAAACCUCCUAAACCUUUUAAAUCCUUGUUGGCUGCUACAGUCAGACUUUUGCCUCUUACCUUGACGUGUUUAUACUUUUCACCCCACAUCAGGCUAGUUUGCUCCACAAGGGAAAAUUUCUAAAGGAGGUUUUAAGCUUAUUUGGAAAGGUGGUCAAAACCCUUUGUUUCUCCUUGGAUCCCAUGGUGGGCUAAGGUUUUAAGUCUGUAUUUCCAAAGCAUGUUGCAUUUUUACCUAUAGUAGACCGAAGUAACUUUUAAAAAUAAUUUUUCUUAAUCUAAUGUUUGGAAGUUUUUAUCAUUUUGUUAUUUAAGUAUUCUAAUAUAAGCUAAAUUUGUGAAUGAAAUUUUUUAAAAUGUCAUUUUAGCAUUUACUGAAGAAUGUGUAUUUCUUGUUGUCAGAGGGCUUAUAGUGUGGAGGAGAAAGUGUGUUACAGUUGAAUAUUGCGGUUUAUAAGCAGCACCAAGCUGACACCACGAAAAGCUGAAGCCCUUUAUCCCUAGAGGAGCUGCAGCUCUGGUGAUAGCUGUGAGGGUUUAUUCAGAUGGCCCUGAGACUGUGCCUCCACCUGACCCGUUCUGGAAGUGCUGCAUUAAAGGAUGACGUAGCGAUUGUCAAAUCUCUGUUUGCAUUCGACUUUGUGCCUUUGGAGAUUGUGUGUGACAAUUACCUUACUAAUGCAUGUUAAAUGUAAGCACGUUUGUAGGCAUUGGGCUGAUGCUGCUUGUCUGAACUUUACCUGUAGCACAACCUGCAUCUCUUGCAUUGCUGUCAGAGCAGCUGUAUCCUUCAGAGAAGCAAUUAAUUGCACCAACAUAUUUGUGUUUGGAGUUUAGCCACUGUGUGUUAAAGGGUAGUUCUCUUGUGCUGUGGUUUUGGGGUAGCUAGUUGUACGGUGUACCCUGAAAUUCAGCACAGCGGGAUUGUUUCAGACAGGCAGGUGAAGGGUAAACUUAAGUGACGCCACUUACCAGCCCACUGUCUAGAAUCUGCACAUCUUGGUGUUUGUGUCUCAGUGUGGGGGAAAUACAGGCAGUUUAUGAAUGGACCGAAUAGACCAAAUGGCUUUUAUCUGGAAAGUAACUGGUUUGGAGCAGAUGCAUAAUAAAAAAAAUAAAUACAUGGCCUCACUGGAGAAACCUGUACAGCAAGUUCAAGGAUUUUGAAAGUAUGUUAAUGAGUAUGUGGGUAAUGAGUGAAGUUCUGCUAUCUCUGAAGCCAAUGGAAAACAGUCAUUGACCUCAUUGGGGCCAGAUGUUGCCCAAGGUCUUUGUUUAACAUUGAAGAUAACCUCUGUCAUCCAAAACAAAAAGAUGGAGAUAAAGAGAAGCUCACAAGAUUGGUAGACUCCAGAUUUCUUCUGCUUUUUUUCCUCGAUAUCUGCUUGCAAACUUUUUGAUGUCUGUGUAAUUAUGUUUUACUUCAACAUGUUAUUGUAUUUCAAAUGUUCAUUGUUUUUAUAAUAAUAAAUCAAAACUUUUGCCCAAA
Messenger RNA from Columba livia (rock pigeon), 3579 nucleotides. RefSeq names its product protein LYRIC-like. Bases 229 to 1560 code for a protein of 443 amino acids. Gene Ontology annotation, biological process: positive regulation of canonical NF-kappaB signal transduction; regulation of transcription by RNA polymerase II; negative regulation of apoptotic process. The record is from RefSeq and is a predicted model, not a curated record. Gene Ontology annotation, molecular function: transcription coregulator activity. NCBI's taxonomy places the organism in Eukaryota, Metazoa, Chordata, Aves, Columbiformes, Columbidae. Gene Ontology annotation, cellular component: nucleus. The transcript has 11 exons.